Truncatella angustata is the source of this 2134-nucleotide messenger RNA. Its product is annotated as eukaryotic translation initiation factor 2 subunit gamma. Gene Ontology annotation, biological process: formation of translation preinitiation complex; positive regulation of translational fidelity. NCBI's taxonomy places the organism in Eukaryota, Fungi, Ascomycota, Sordariomycetes, Amphisphaeriales, Sporocadaceae. The coding region runs from base 215 to 1756 and encodes 513 amino acids. The transcript is spliced from 3 exons. The record is from RefSeq and is a predicted model, not a curated record. Gene Ontology annotation, molecular function: tRNA binding; translation initiation factor activity; GTP binding. Gene Ontology annotation, cellular component: cytosol; eukaryotic translation initiation factor 2 complex.
AAGAGUCAUAAGCUGGGACAGCACCAUGCCACAAAUUCGAAAAUACCUGGAGGCAAAGGUGGGAUAGCGUCAGUCGUUCAGAACAGCCUUGAGACCCCAGACCCAUUGCAAAGCAGCUCAUAUCACGAACGACACCUCUCGCCAGAACAAAAGAACCUUCUUUCAUCGCCGACCUCAGAUCUCCUCCGCCAGCGCAAAAUAUAAAUUCGACAUCAUGUCCGCUGACAAGUUCGGGAACGACCUGCCCGACUCCGAGUCGGACUCUGGCGAGUCUGUCGACGACCAGCACCACGAUGAUGGUGCCGACGAUGUGCAGGAGCAGCCCGCCAAGUCCUCCUUGAAGAAGAACACCAUCAUCUCUGGCCAUGACGAUACACGACCCGAGCUCCCGCCCCAAACCGACCCCAAAGACCUCGAUGUGCAAAGCCUCACGCCCCUCACACCCGAAAUUAUCGCCCGACAAGCAACAAUUAACAUUGGCACAAUUGGUCAUGUCGCCCACGGAAAGAGUACCGUCGUCAAGGCCAUCUCUGGUGUGCAGACAGUCCGGUUCAAGAACGAGCUCAUCCGAAACAUUACCAUCAAGCUCGGUUAUGCCAACGCCAAGAUCUACAAGUGCGACAACCCCGAGUGCCCGCGACCUACAUGCUACCGCAGCUACAAGUCCGACAAGGAGGUUGACCCUGCCUGUGAGCGUGACGGAUGCAGUGGCACCUACAGACUUUUGCGCCAUGUCUCGUUCGUCGAUUGCCCCGGUCACGAUAUUCUCAUGAGUACUAUGUUGUCAGGUGCUGCCGUCAUGGACGCCGCUCUUCUCCUGAUCGCUGGCAACGAAACCGUGCCCCAGCCUCAAACCUCAGAGCAUUUGGCUGCUAUUGAGAUCAUGAAGCUCGACAAGAUCAUCAUUCUCCAGAACAAGGUCGAUUUAAUGCGAGAGGAGGCUGCCCAGCAACAUUACCAGUCUAUCCUGAAGUUCGUCAGAGGCACACCUGCCGCCAAGUCGCCCAUUAUUCCUAUCUCUGCCCAGCUCAAGUUCAACAUUGACGCCAUUAACGAAGCGAUUGUCAACACGAUCCCUGUCCCGCCCAGAGACUUUACCCAGGACCCCCACAUGAUGGUCAUUCGAUCUUUCGAUGUCAACAAGCCUGGUGCCGAGAUUGAGGAGCUCAAGGGUGGUGUUGCUGGAGGCAGUAUCCUUCACGGUGUGCUCAAGCUCGGCGACGAGAUUGAGAUCCGACCCGGUAUCGUCACUCGUGAUGACAAGGGUAACCUGCAAUGCAAGCCCAUUUCUAGCAGAAUCGUCUCCUUGAACUCUGAGCUCAAUGAGCUCAAGUAUGCUGUUCCUGGUGGUCUGAUUGGUGUUGGAACUCGUAUCGAUCCUACUCUGUGCAGAGCCGAUCGUUUGGUCGGAUUCGUACUCGGCCUCAAGGGUCGUCUACCCUCCAUCUACAGCGAGAUUGAGGUUAACUUUUACCUGCUCAAGAGACUUUUGGGUGUCCGGACUGCCGACGGCAAGCAGGCAAAGGUUGCCAAGCUGACGAAGAACGAGGUUCUCAUGGUUAACAUUGGCUCAACAUCCACUGGUGCCAAGGUCUCUGCUAUCAAGAACGAUGCCGCCAAGCUGAUCUUGACAUCUCCGGCUUGCACCAACUUGGGUGAGAAGAUCGCUCUUUCACGUCGUAUCGAGAAGCAUUGGCGUCUGAUCGGAUGGGCAACCAUCAACGCUGGUGUAACACUGGAACCCACCGAGGCUUAAACAGGCCAAACGUGAUAUGAGGGUAACGAUGCAUGAAUUCUACGCAAAAGAAAUUAACUAAAUGCAUCAACACAACUUUCACUGCCCUAUCUCUGCACUCUUGCAGCCUCGAUUUGUGCAAAAACAGAGGCUUUGGUUUGUCAGCAUCCUCAUGUGGCUGUUGACUGGCGAGACAGCUUGAACUGUUAACCGAACAACAAAAUCGAGAUAGAUUGAGCCCUGCUACAGUUGGAAAGCUCUGUUGUGGAAGGAACGAAGUUCGGCGAUAUUUGACAUUAUGAAAGGGUUGUUGAGCUGAUUGUGUCUCGGAAGGAAAUGCAUUGCAAGGUGUCAAGCGCUGAGACAGAAACAUAGAGAAAAAGUAAUUCUGCCAACCAU